UUAUAUAUUCUUUAAAAAUUAAGUGGGAGCUUAGAUAACGCAACCAGGAAGCUUUCCGCCUGCAUGUGUCGGCGUGUUUGAGAGCGUGGCAUAAAGCUUGUCGACAGACAGCGGUGGACUCUUGUCAUUCGCACUUUUAUUCGAAGCGGCGGCCAUUCCUACUUUGUGUGAGGUCAUCAGUGUUCGCAUAACCUUUGUCAUAAGGGUUGUUCCUACUCCCUUCCUACUUCGCUAUCAUUGGUCAUAUGUACACUCGGUCACAAAAGUUUACGGACCAUGGGAUCUCAUAAAACGUUUAAUUUCCGAGCAGCCUGUAGCAGUAGUAAAUAAAACCGAACAUCACAAUGUAAUUCCCAUAUACUGGUAGAGGCUGUAAAUGCGAAUACAAGGCUGCGUUGUGAGGCUUUCGAUAGCUUAGAUCUCUGCAAGAGCGGCAAUGUGCGGGUAGAUUAUCGAACGAGGCCGCAACGACUCCCAGUUAACUUUCGUGCUCCCUGGUGCGUUCGUUGGCACAGCGUCCAAUUAGACCAACAUAAACUUUGCCACAAGAAUGGGGGAUCUCGUAGACCACGCCCGUAAGGCUACGUGCCGUACGUAAGGCUUUGCGUGCUUCAUUCCACAGCCGGAAGUCGCAGGGUCGCCACUGCUGACUGUGAGCCACGACUUCAGGGAAUAAAAUAGAAGUAAGGACAGAUCAGCUCGCGAACUAUCAGAAGCCCCCUUUUUUUUUAUCAUGCAAAGAGGCGACACGUGCGUCGACACCGAAUCAGUCUCGCUGCGAGCCAGUGAAUUCAGAUUACUAAACAAAGGGAGAUAAUGUGCAGUCUGUUCACCUUAAUCUAACGUUUUUGAGUGUGUGCAUAGCUGUUUUUCUUGCAGUCAUGAAUGCGCAUAUGUUCAGCGCCUUCAUUAUUCAUAAAUGUAACGUGUGUCUCUUUCAUUAAACAUAGAGUCAGCGCCCGUCCUGUCAGGUCUUUCUUUGUCCUCGUCUUAGAAAAGUAGUGCUGGAAUACUUUCGUAAAAAAGAAAAAAAGUCGCGUGAAACACCCUGUAUAGCAGCCGGUGCAGCCAAAUGUACAUUCGCUUUUGUUACUGCUCGAAAGAGGAGCCUGCAGGCCUGUGAGAAAAAAAAAAAAAGAAAGGAAGAUUGCAAUAGAGUGGGAAAGCGGUUGUAUAUCUGCAGUCCGGGGGCUCCGACUAUUAAAGUGUGCGUCUCUAUAAGUGGAAGUCUUGGUCUUGUUUGGUCUAGAGCGACUGCUCACGUGAGCGUAGCCUCAGUAACUAUAUUGUAGGCUUAUAGCGUUGAUAAAAAAAAGUCAAGAAAAUGGUAUAAAAGUAGAUUUAGAGGUAGAUAUGAGCAGUAUGGAUUGUCUGCAUUGCCCCGCAGUGCUCAUAGCGUAUUUACCGCAAUGAUUUGAGCACAAGCCAGGUUCAGGUAUUAACGCUGCAUGGUGAAAGUUGGAGGGACUUUUGUUACUGUUUAAACGGAAGGCCUUUCGUCGUUCAUACGUGUUUAGUGGUUCCUUAGCAUAACAAUCCUAAUUUCUCGAUAUUGUGUUGGGUUCGCACUUAAUAUGUGGUCAAUUACGCAUGAUGCAAGGGCCAUCACAAGGCCAAACUGAUAUGUCGAGCGGAAAGAAUGGUGAAUAAUACACGAUCACCGAGUUUCCCGAAUUCUUCUUUUUCUAAGUAAUAUAUGUUAUUUUGAUGGCCACUUGUGGGGCACAGCCUUCUUUUUUUUUUUUCUUGUGUGAGACAAAUGGACAGCUUCGCUUUUUCGAAAUCAAUUAAAAGCGCCAGUUCGGCGAGCUCGUACUUGAACGAACCUUGCAGAGGUACAGUAAUACUGGCCGGGUCUAUUGAGAGCCAACACUCUAGUUCUGUCGCCCUCGCCACGCAGUGCUGUUAGCGAACCGAGUUGCGGAAUUUUUUUUUCUUAAUACCUCUAUCGCGUCGACAGUUCGGAUACUCGUUGAAUUGAACAUGCAUCGAACUGUACGAACGCUAUCAGAACAAGAAGCAUGUGCGAGCGAUAAGAGAAUCAAACUCAAGCGUGCUUGAAACCGAUUUCUAGAUACGCUCCAUCUCAACACGGACUUCGCUGUGCACCCAAAUGAGCCCGUUCGAGAGCCCGCGAGUGAAAAUUGCACGGACAUUUCCGAAUUUCGCUGAAGUCGAUCUGUGCUUAACAUUCCGAGAGCGAUCGGACCAAGAAGAAUGCGUAACUAAGAAGGAUCGAAGUUACAACGUUCUUGAAAGUUACCCAGGCACGGUCGAGAGUACCAGUGUUACAGGAGUUGUAAAUUACAGACACACACGCAUGCCCGCUCACAAGGAAACGCACGUACACGCACACAUGUCACAAAAGCGCGCACGCACAUACACAUCUGGGAUUUCUCUCUUUCUGCAGACGGUAGGCCUCGUCGCACACUCCCAAGACUCGCAGCUGGUGCCGACGACGAACAGGCGCGCGAGGAACGCGCGGCGCUACAGCACGUCCGUCCGCGGCCUCUGUGCAGGCCGUUGUGGCGGCAGUGGCGGCCGCGAACAGAAGCUGCUGCGCGAUCUGCGCGAGGAGGGGAACAGCCGUCGUCGGCGCUCACCGCGAAAGAGGAGGAGGAGGCGAAGAAGAAGCCCGCCCCGAGAGACGCGCUCGCUCCUCGCCUUUUCUCGCCCUCUCCGCGCAUAAAAGCUGCCGGCUUCGACUUGCCGGGCUGUAUUCGGAGCGGGACCCGCGUGUGUCGUGAAAACGCGCACCGCACGCGCAAAAAACAAAAAACAAAAAGAGCGCCGCGGCGUGCCGCACACCGAUGUCGUCCGCUGCACUAGCCCGUCGCCUCGCGCGUCAAACCGCGGCCGGACUGGGCCGGCGCGCGCGCUCCAGUGACACCGCCGGCUGCCCAUUCCAUCGCGGCGGCGCGGCGCUGGAACCGGCGACGAACCGCUCCGCGGGAGCGGAGCAGGCGUCGUGGAGCGGAGCGGAACCGUACGUGUCGAAGGGGUCGGCGCGGAGGCCCUUCACGUCGCUGCCCAGUCCCAAGGGGCUGCCCGUGCUGGGCACAGCGAUCGACGUGCUGCGGGCCGGGGGCGCGCCCAAGAUCCACGAGUACUGUGACCGGCGGCACCGCGAGCUGGGACCCAUCUACCGCGAGACGUUAGGCAGCGUGGACGCCGUCUUCGUGGCCGACAGUGCGCUCAUUCAGAAGGUGUACACCAACGAAGGCAAGUUCCCCAUGCACAUGGUGCCCGAGGCCUGGCUCAUCUACAACGAAGUCAAAGGAAUUCAGCGCGGACUCUUCUUCAUGGAUGGCCCGGAGUGGAUCGACCGACGCCGAAGCCUCAACAAUGUGUUCCUCAAAACGAAGACUGUCACUGACAACGUGCCCGUCUUCAACGACGUCAUCACGGACCUUCUGAAUCGGUGGCACGAAGCCCGCAACGACAGAGGCAUCUUGGAAAACGUCGAGCGUGAACUUUACAACUGGUCCAUAGAAUCGCUGGGGGCCAUGAUCUUUGGCCGGCGGCUGGGCUGCAUCGCGCAAACCUCGAGCAUGGACAACGUGCACGAGUUCGUCCACUGCGUGCAGCAGAUCUUCAACGAGUCGGCCAAGAUGUCCAUGUUCUCGCCGCGCCUCGCCUACCGUCUUCGGCUGCCCGUCUGGCGGCGCUUCGUCCGGGCAGCGGGACGUGCCCUCGAGCUCGCGAGAGACUACGUUGAGGAGAACGUGAAAGCAAUCGCCAAAGAUCCAUCGUCCGCUGCCCAGCACAACCAAGGCAUUCUAAGUCAACUCUUGCUCAACGAGAAAAUCUCAGAAGAAGAACUCGUCCGCAUCGUCACUGACCUCUUCCUCGCCGCUGCCGACACGACGUCACAUGCCACCCAGUGGGCGCUGUACCUUCUCGCCAAACACCCCGAACAGCAGGAGCGGCUACUCCACUCGGUGCGUAACGUCGUACCUGCGGGGCAACCAAUCACCGAGGAGAGCCUCGCGCGGCUACCCUACGUCAAGGCGGUCAUCCGGGAGGCCCUACGGUUGUACCCGGUGGCACCUUUCCUGACGAGGAUCCUGUCCGAAGAUAUUGUCCUGGAUGGAUACCACAUCCCCGCUGGGAAACUCAUCUUGAUGUCCCUGUACACGACGGGACGGGACGAACAGCACUUUUCGGAGCCGCACGCGUUCAGGCCCGAGAGAUGGCUGCGAGAUCGCGACCGCACGGGACAAGUGAACUCGUGGGCCUGCCUUCCGUUCGGCCUCGGCGCCCGUUCUUGCAUCGGACGCCGGGUGGCCGAGGUCCAGAUGCAGUUCCUCAUCGCACGGACGGUGCAAAAGUUCGAGCUGACGCCGAGCACGGACAAGGACGUCCAAAUCAAGAUGCGGCUCAUUACUACGCCGGAGGAGCCCAUCUCGCUACGGAUGACCCCUCGGUAGCGUCCCUGUCGUGGCUCGCCGACAGAAACGAGCGCGUCACAAACGAUCCGAGUCGUCCGUGGCUCGGCGACGCCUACCCCGGGGCCACCGUCGGUCCGAAUGCCGGCCGUCGUGAAGCGACCGUCGACACGACAUCCUGGAAGGCACCCGGCGUGCCGGUCGCGUCGGCGUCGCACGACCUCGUUCCCUCGCCACCGUGGGGCGAGCGAACCACCACUACCGCCAAAGACGAGGGCAGCCCAGAGCACAGCAGCCCAGCUGGGACCAUGCCCGAAAUGCCACACGCACACGCAAACACACACACACACAGCACCCGCGCGACCGCGGCAUUGACGCUACUUCCGCUGGCCGGAAGUCAGGCCUUACAAAACAAAUCGUGACCGCGCAUCACGAGUUGCACGAGCCGUGCGUCACAACUAGACGUUUUGGCUAUUGCCGAUCGACGCUCCUUGAACGCGUCGGCCCGGCAGCAGGCGAUUGCAUUUGUUACCCGUGCUCAAACGAGGAGCAGUUACGGAGCCCUGGUCUCAGGCACACUACUUAAGGACGCAUUCUUCUUCUCCAAGCAGUGCUAUUGUUUGUGUUCACGUCCAGAAAGCGCGGUGAUGACCUGUUGUUUCUCUUGUAUCCAGCAACGUCGAAUGCAUGUCGGAAAGCUCAGUGGCACGCGGGGAAAGGGCUGUAUUUUCAUCACACUUGUAUGCAUGGUCUCCCCUAUACGCCUCACGAUAGAAUUGUAGCUAUAAAAACAAAAAAGCUGCCGACACUAAGUGCCUUUGUUGUGCACGGAAUGGCUGUCCUCUAGACGUCCGCGUAACUGAGUCUUGAUCGAACGACUGUGUCGUGGCAGGUUUCACGUUUGGUGAUACAGAUUCCUUCUUCUAGCCCGUCUUCAUUGAAAACACUGAUCAGGCACUGAGCUUAGCCGACGCAUGUUGACGUUGCUUUCACUAAGCAAUGUGUGCCUCAUUCAAUAGAGCUUGCAGUUCUUGCGUCCGUUUUUGCGAUACAACCGGAGUAUGUGCGCCUAGAGUGCACCAGGAGGCGCUGUAUGACAAGUUAAUGGCCAAUUUGCCAAUAGAGGGUUUUACACAUGUGUACAUGUUUACUGACCUUUUAUCUGUUUGAUGCUGGGAUCGCAAGUGCCCACUCUUAACCAGUGCUAUUUAGCGAUGACCUUCAGAAUCACUAUUUCUGCAUAUACUCUUUUUAAUGGGCACUUCCUUACAAGUUUUUUGCGACGAAUGAAACACACGCAUAAUUGUUCAACACGGCGAAAUUUUCACGAAAUGCCACACGAGCGUCUCUCAUUCAGAGUGUGUUGUCGCGAGAGAGCGCGCAUAAUUAUCAUGUAUCGUCGCUGUGCGCGUUAAUGUAUUGUUCCAGUGAAUAUGGAUAGGUUAACAGGUGGAAGCACUAGUCCGUUGGAGUCUCUUUGUGAUGUAUUGUGAACCAAGAUGGCGAAGAGUGACUGGUGCUAUACGCAUGCCACGCAACCCCAAAUAACGAUUUGUAACCACAAAAGUAUGUUACUUUGUUCUUGCUCCUUUCUCUCUUCUUUUAAAAUGUUUUUUUACCUGUACCUUUCACAAUAACCACUAAGGACUCACUUGUUACGAUCUCAUGCGUGUUCUUUUGAGGACUAUUCGCAGCCUUCAACUGACGCCUCUUGACGAGAUUCUACCACCUCGCUCACUGAGGGUCAGGACGGGUCGCGCCGGUUCGGAACCGUCUGGUUAUGCCGCUAAGUUCAAAACGCAAAGUGCUUUAAAAUGAGCGUUCUGUUCUGCGUUUAACUGCGCUUCAUAUAUGCUGCCGCUUCCUGGUAGCUGAUAAUGAUCUCUCUUUAAAACUCGUUAGUUAGUAAAGUUGUUCACUGUUUGAUCAGCCUUGAUUUGAGUAGACGCAACGAUCUGAACAUAAAAGAAAAGCCUUGCGCUCGACAGACUGCAUGAGAAUCCACUAAACAUUAGCUCUACUUUAACACCUCCGGACGUCAGUGCGGGUAUCAGAAGCCAGCGAGUGCCGUUGGGCGUCUCUUUAUCUUCAGCAGCAGAAGCGCAGAUAAGCGUUGCCGAGUCUGAAGGUCGCAGGACGUUAGCUGCAGCAAAGAAAGUGUAAGAGUAGAAAAACGAAUCUCUCAGAAAUGAACGGCAUCUGGGCCAGCUUCCUCAGAGGACACCGUUGUCCUUCACUACGAGUCGGUCGGAAGAUUACCGCAUUUCCCCUUAAGAACCUUAUAAAAACUCGAACCGUAUUCAGACUAGCAACGUAUUUGAGGUUCUUGUGCGUGGCAGACGCUUUCCUAAGAAAAGUUUAAUAGGUGAUCACAAGAAAGCUUUCUCGAUAAGGUCGUCACGUAUGUUUCUACGGUAUUGACGGGGGAAAGGUAUACGAACGUCAUACGGUGGUUUCACUGUAAUCGUAAAAGCGGGAGGCUUCCCACACAUGCUCAGUUUUCCGCAAGCUGAGCAUCUUAUGUCGACUAAAGGUGUUUUCAUUUAAGUAAAAGAGAAAAAAAGCAAAGAAAGCAGCGCACAGCUUCGGAUCAUUCCUCACCAGCUUGCCAAGUCGCGUACUUGCCCGACGUGUUCGACAAUUUUGCGGGAGGCCCGUUUCAUUUCCUUGUCGAUGUUUGUCCAUUUCUUGGUGUUUGUCGAGUAUUUAUUUCCUGACCUUGGUGUGUACACUUGAGGAGCCUUGAUCUCUACGGAGCGUUUUUGCGCUGACGUCUGUGUUCCUUGUUCAAUGUGCCCGUGUUUACACAAACACCUCUUGCGUCGAUCAAGCGUUCCUGUUAUCUCAUUCCUUUAUUACCUCCUUCGGUUCCUCGCUUAUCGGAAACAUUAAGUUUCUCUCUAAAGGCUGUCGAUGUGUGAAGCUUUGCGGCAUCGCUAAUUCAGCAGGCAGCACAGAUGAAGCAAUGCCGAUGCGUUGCCCCGAACUUUGAUUUUCUUUUUACUUUCAUUUGUACGGCGUCGCUUGCCACAAGUAACCAUACGACAAUCACAAAUGUAUUAGACUUUUUUUCUCCUUAUCUCGGCAACUAACCACCUAAGAGUCAACAUGCAUUCUGUCAUAACGUCCUUUCAUCGUCACAGAUUUUAUUGCCCUGUAUCCCUCGAAACCUACGCGCAGACACCUUUUUAAAACCAUCUCACUUCAUCUCACAUUCUAUUUAUCUGCUCAUCUUCAUAUCUAUCAACCAUAAAUUAAAACUCGCAACCGCAUGUGCAAAACUUGUUUCAAGGUUCUUCUUGGAAAUUCUCGAGAUGGUCGUUGCCAACACAUACAGACACGCAGGCACGCAUGUGCACAAACACAUACACUGACACAGAAACACGGUUAAUGAGGCAUAUGUCUCGAACAACCCACCGACUUAAGUAUCACGUGCUCAGUGUUCAUUCUCUCUUUGUAUAGGAAGUUGUGACUGGUAUUGCUGGUCUUGUUAACUCGAGAUUCCUUUGUGCGUUUACACAUAUUUUUGUACAGUUUCGAUGCCUUGACACUGUUUACUCUUGUCCAUAGCUCUAUCAGCAGAUCAGUGCCACAUUGUACAAGCUCUUGGGUUCGGGGUUGACUGUUAUCUGUCUCCUGCAUCGCGCUCUGUGACCACUAACUUGUCGCGCCAGUGUUUUUUUUUUCCACUACAGAUGCCUGACAUGUGCAAUCACAUUAUUUCCUUUGUGCAUCUGCUCACGUUUUACCCUCGUGUGAAAGAGCAUUGUGAUUUUGUAUAAAUAGGAGCAGUGCUUUCGCAGAUGCUACAUGCCCGUACGAUGCUGUCUGUACCUUAUUCACAAUGCUACACGUCAUAUUAGGAUACAAUGAACAAUCAAUGCACGAAACUGCAUAUGCACUCACACGGCUCUGUGGUCGGCCAAUAGCCCAAGCAAUGCACCUCUCCGCGCGAUUUGUGUGCGCACGUAUCUUUUGUAUAAUAUGCGGUGUACAAUCCCGGCAGUGUGCCUGUACAGUACGCAGUGCACUGUGACGCUGUACUACUGUUGAGACAAAGGGCGCUUUUUUUUUUAUUGCCCUAGCAUGGCCAGUCGCUGACCUCUUCUUUUUCUUCGGCGCGAAACAAACGAAUGAAAAUAAACGACCUUGCAUUUCUACGAA
Dermacentor andersoni is the source of this 8552-nucleotide messenger RNA. It is a transcript of the gene sad, whose product is annotated as Cytochrome P450 family protein sad. Gene Ontology annotation, molecular function: iron ion binding; heme binding; oxidoreductase activity, acting on paired donors, with incorporation or reduction of molecular oxygen. NCBI's taxonomy places the organism in Eukaryota, Metazoa, Arthropoda, Arachnida, Ixodida, Ixodidae. The record is from RefSeq and is a predicted model, not a curated record.